Molecule: messenger RNA, 1614 nt
Organism: Sodiomyces alkalinus F11
Lineage: Eukaryota; Fungi; Ascomycota; Sordariomycetes; Glomerellales; Plectosphaerellaceae
Product: xylose isomerase-like protein
Exons: 3
Coding region: 283-1614 (443 amino acids)
Source: RefSeq, a predicted model, not a curated record
CUCUUCUACUCUCUCGUCUUUCAGAUCCCACUCCUCUGAGGCAUCUCUUUGGCCUUUUCUCUUCCUCACAACAUGGCCGUCUCCUAAAAUAAAAAGCCCACACCUGAUCAGGUUCCUCAUCUCUGUAUCUUGGAGUUCCAUCCAAGGCUGGCUGGCCGCCUUUCUUCGUGGUGGACUACAGGAGACUGAAGGGCUCUCAUCUUUCCGACCUUUUUUCUUUCCUUUCCUUUUCUUUUCUUCUCUUUUCUUUUUCCCCAUCUCUCCCUCAGCAGAACAACCAUAAUGGCGCCCAGAACCCUCACCAGAAUCGACUCAGACUCGAGCGACUCGUCCUCCCUCUCGAUCCCCCCCAAGAUCGAACCCCCGGAGAUCGUCUACUUCCCCGCCAUAGCAACCAUGUCCCUCGGCGCCCCAGGCGUGCACGCCCUGCCCAAGAAACUCGCCGCGGCCGCCCUCCACGGAUUCCGCGCCGUAGAGCUCUACUGGGACGACCUCCUGCACUUCACCCAGGGCACCGCGGGCGGCGUCAGCGCAGACGACCUGCGCAGCGCAGCGGGCGCGAUCCGAAAACAGUGCGUCGACCUCGGGCUCCGCGUCCUCGCCCUCCAGCCGUUCCGCGGCUUCGACCUCCUCGCGGACCGCACGGCGCGGCACGACCGGCUCGAGGCCUUUCAGCUCUGGCUCGACGUCGCGGCUAUUCUCGACACGGACGUCAUCGUCGUGCCUGCGUCGUCGGCGUUCGAUGGCGACGUGACCAACACUACGACCACCGGUGGGCGUGGCACAAGUUCAACGACGGGUAAUGGCACGAGUGAUGCGACGUAUACCCGCCUCGCGGUCCGCAACCUGCGCGUCCUCGCCGACGCGGCCCGCGCGCGGACGGACCGGCCCCCGCUUCUUGGCGGCCCCGUGCGCAUCGCGUUCGAGAACCGCUGCUUCGCGCGCCAUGUGCAGUCGUGGGCUGACGCGUGCACUGUCGUGGAACUGUGCGGCCGCGCCAAUGUGCUCUGCCUCCCGGACUUCGCCGACAGCCUCGCCCUCCUCCGCAGGCGCGUGCCGCGCCACCGCGUCCCCUUCGUGCAGGUCUCCGACGCGGCGGAGAUGGAUGCCGACGAUCCGGGCCUCGUGGCGGCGAAGGCGCGGGGGGAACCGGCGCGGUUGUUCUGGGCGAGGAGACGGCGAUUGUUUCCCUUCGAAGGGUGCCUCCCGCUCGACCACGCGUUGCGGGCGCUCACUUCGGAGCCGGAUCAGGACGCCGGGGCCCCCGGGGUGGGGUACAAGGGGUUCAUCUCGAUCGAGGUGUUCAGCGAGGAAGGGGACGGGGUGGAGGGGGAGUUGGUGGAGCGGCUGGCGUUUCGCGCGCGCGAGGCGUGGGAGACGACGGUUGUCAAGAUGGGCUGGGCGGGGCGCGCGGACGUGGUGCACCCUGUGGCGAAGGGACAGCUGGGGAUUGCGUUGCGGGAGGUUCGGCGGGAGCAGGAGGUAGCUGAGAGGGCGCGGGAGGUUGUUGUUGCGGGUUUGCAGAGGCGUCGUUCUCUAGCCGGGUGUGGAGUUCCCGGCAUGACGUUGCGAUUGUCGACCCGGUCGAGGAACGGCAUGCGCAGGAGGCUGUGA